Messenger RNA from Penicillium samsonianum, 1284 nucleotides. RefSeq names its product Zn(II)2Cys6 transcription factor domain-containing protein. The transcript has 2 exons. Bases 1 to 1284 code for a protein of 427 amino acids. The record is from RefSeq and is a predicted model, not a curated record. Gene Ontology annotation, molecular function: DNA-binding transcription factor activity, RNA polymerase II-specific; zinc ion binding. NCBI's taxonomy places the organism in Eukaryota, Fungi, Ascomycota, Eurotiomycetes, Eurotiales, Aspergillaceae. Gene Ontology annotation, biological process: regulation of DNA-templated transcription.
AUGGAAGAAGCCCCAGGUAAAUCCGGGCCAUCAACCCCUGCUUCAUCUCGAAUCCCUCGCAAUACACGAAGAAAGGCAUGCCGAAAAUGUGUAGAAGCCAAAACUGGGUGUGAUCUCGGGAAGCCGAAAUGCAAGCGAUGCAGAGAUCGAGGCACGAGUUGUGAAUAUCCAGCACACGUCAUAUCGAAUAGUGGUGCUAUUGCAGAGAAUCAAUACGCCACUACGGAUGCCAGUCCUCUCAGCACUAUUUCUGAUGCAAUAUCUCUGGGUUCCACAUGGCCAGAGGGUCUGGUUCAAAGCACCGGAAAUGUAUCUCAUACUCCGAGUUACCCUACCAUUACGGAUAGUGGACCAGUUGUUCCAGAUCCCACUAUUGGGCUGGACUUUCAACAACUUGAUCUGGUGCCCAUGAUCGAUGCAGAGGAAAUUCGCGAUCGCUGGUUACGCCCCUACAUCUCAAGCUCGACGGGCCAAAAGCCCAAGCAGUUGAAUGCUCACACCAUACAAUAUCUCACCUGUGUGUUGAAAUCAUAUCUUAGGAAUCUACUCACCUCGACUGCGCCGCCUUUUGUUCAUUCGAUGCAACAGAUGGGGACUUGUCCGCCUGUCUUGGCUUACUGUUUCACCUUGGUUCGGACGUGGUUGACUCGGAUUCCUGGGUGUGAACCCUUGAUGCUGAGGACGAUGCGAGCAGAGAUGAGGAAUAUUGAAAACCAGGUUGCCCUUCAAAGCGAUUUUGAUAGCCUGUGCUCGUUCCAGGCGUAUCUCAUCUACUUUAUGACGAUCCACUUCUUUCCUCGUACAGACACCGUCGAAGAACCCAGCCCCUUCGAUACCCAAGCGCAGAUAAAAAUGCAAGAAAUUGCUUUCCGAUCCGCCAAGGCAGGUCUCAUCUGCAGAGCAGAAGAAUCUCAGACCCGGCCGAACUGGGAGUCAUGGAUAGUCGCCUCUGCCAAGCGUCGUACCCUUUUCACCAUGUAUCUCUUCACGAACGUCUACAAUGCCCAGGUUGGGUUGCCGAACUUUGUUGCUGAAGAGCUGAGAGGGACCAUGGCCCCGGAAAGCAAAAUACUCUGGGAAGCUUCAGACCGCGCCUUUUGGGAAAGAGAAUACAAUCGCCACUUGUCUCGCUGGGAGGAUGGGAUGCUCGAGAUAUCGGAGCUGUGGAGGUCCGCUGAGACUGGAACAGAUGCCCGGCGGGAGAAGAUUGAGCGGUGGCUGCAAACGGCUGAUGAGUUUGGGAUGAUGCUCUUUUCUGUUUGUGCACAUAUACAUGGAUGCUAG